Messenger RNA from Protopterus annectens (West African lungfish), 204 nucleotides. Its product is annotated as zinc finger CCCH domain-containing protein 13-like. The annotation marks the transcript as partial. The transcript is spliced from 3 exons. The record is from RefSeq and is a predicted model, not a curated record. Lineage: Eukaryota; Metazoa; Chordata; Ceratodontiformes; Protopteridae.
AUGGACUCCCAAAGAGAGAGAUAUAGAGAAGUGCAAGCACAGACUCCCAGAGAGAGAGAGAGAGAGAGACGCACGCGCACAGACUCCCAGAGAGAGAGAGACGCGUGCACACAGACUCCCAGAGGGAGAGAGACACGUGAGAGAGAGAGAGAAGAGAGAGAGAGAGUGAGAGAGAGAGAGAGAGAGAGAGAGAGAGAGGGGAGA